CCGGCCGCCUGGCUUGCGCUGCGUGAGGUAAACCAGACAGACGAAUCCGCCCAUGCCUGGAGAUCUGGAUCUGGCUCGCUGACAAGGUGUCUCCCCCAAAGUCUCGGAUCCCAAUCGACCAGCACGAGUUUGAAGACUGCGUGUGACAAUUCCCAUCCCCCGUCGACGACAACGAUAACCUCCCCCUCCCAUAUCCGAACUCCACUCUGCACUCUAACAAUGCUGUCCAAUCCUCCCAUCGCCAGCAAUCUUCACUCGCGCCAACGGCAACACCGGCGGCAGAACUCGACGCCCACCGCGUUCGAGGCAGUGAAGAUCGCGCCCCUGCCCAGGUUCCACCACCAGCAGCACCGGCAACCGCACAUGUCCCACCGGAGGGGCCUCAGCCUGGACACGCACCGGCUGCAGGUCUCGCCGACGAGGGCAACGACGACCACCAGGCAGGACUACACCACGGUAAGUACCUCAACCACUAACAAGACAGGAUUAGCAACGACACCACAGCAUGUUCUGCGAGAAACGCAGCAGCAACGCAUAGCACGCCCGGGCCCCAGCCAGCCCCCAUUCGCGGCCGAAGAGGACGAGAACUUCCUCCUCUCGCCGCAUCAGACGCCGCACAGCCAACGAUACGUCAAUGCCCUCGCCAACCAGGGCCACAUGCAAGAAAUGGGUGGCCCCUUCGAUCCGUACGUCGGGGCCGUCAACGGCAUGUACAAGAAGAAGACCCGGCCGAAUUACCCCCACCACGGCAACAACAACAACGACAGCUGCAAUGCCGCGUCCGGCCAAGAAUUGGAUCUCUUCGCAGCCGACAGCGCCCUGUCCACGCCGACGUUUGUGAAUUUCCCCGACGGCGGCCACGCAGGGUCGCAGCAGGGCGGCUGGAUAUCCGAGGACGAGAGGGCGAGCCCCAAAGGGCGCAGGACGUCGCGCCGCAUCAGCAACGGCAUUGUUGACCGGGUUGCCAAGUUUGAGAGUAUGGGACACGGCGGCGUGGAAUCGGGGUCCACGCAGCAGAGGCCCGUAACGCCACCCCAUCAGAAUAUGAACAGCUACCUCCCACCCACCCCCAUGGAGACGCCCCAUGACCGCAUGAUGAAGCAUGACCCGUCGCGGCCGAACAGGUUCUCGGACGACUACGACGAGUCGAUGGAGGAGACGCUCAAGCCCGUCCGUGGCAAGAGGUCGAGUCAGCGAAGCUCCGACAUCUUCCAGGAGAUGCGGGAGCAGGCCGAGGGCAUUUCCCAGACGCCGCAGCGAUCCAAUGCCAUGUCCAUGGGAUACCACAAUACCAACGCGGCAGCGAUGCCGACGCCAGAUUUCAUGGACAUGAACAACCUGAACACCGAGUUCGUCAAGCUCGAACACACCUUCGACGGCAUGCCAGCCAACAAUACCAUCGACAUGUCGCCCGAGCUCUGCCAGCAGUCCUCGCCGAUGACUCCUCACAUGGGAGGUGGCUUCGGGCCCUCGGGGCCAUUUGACACCAAGCAGGACCUCCGGCACGCAGACUUCGAGUCCCAGAUCGCGGCGAUGGCGAUGCACGCGGCGCGGUCGCCCGAGUCGCACCACGGCUCGCACCACGGCUCGCACCAUGGCUCGCACCACCACCAGCACGAGCACCGGCGGACCGAGUCCCUCGCGUCCAUCGUCAGCGCGGCCAGCAUCUCAAGCAUCAACAUCGAGGAGACCAAGACGGAGACGGGGGUGACGGGCGACGACAUCGCGGCGUACAUCGAGGGGCCAGACCCGCGCGACGGCAAGUGGGCGUGCCUGUACGAGUCGUGCGGCAAGAAGUUCGGGCGCAAGGAGAACAUCAAGAGCCACGUGCAGACGCACCUCAACGACCGGCAGUACCAGUGCCCGACGUGCCACAAGUGCUUCGUGCGGCAGCACGACCUGAAGCGGCACGCCAAGAUCCACACGGGCAUCAAGCCGUACCCGUGCGAGUGCGGCAACAGCUUCGCGCGCCACGACGCCCUGACGCGCCACCGCCAGCGCGGCAUGUGCAUCGGCGCCUUCGACGGCAUCGUGCGCAAGGUCGUCAAGCGCGGCCGCCCGAGGAAGCACCACAGGCCAGGGAUGGACGAGCGCCGCGACAAGCGCGAGCGCACCCGCCGCAAGAACACGGCCUCCAGCUCCGCCACCGCCAGCGGCAGCAACAGCAACAGCCCCAGCUCGGCGAGCAGCCAGUCGGGCUACUCGGACAGCUCGGGCGCCAACUCGCCGGCCCACGACAACGACAACGACCACGACUUUGACGGCAUGCUCGACGACAGGCCGUUCCCCGAGAUGAUGAGGGCCGCCAUGGGCGGCCCGGACUCGGCCUCGAUGGACGUCCCCACCACCGUGACCAUGGACCCGACCGACCUUGCCGUCUCCUCGUCGGCUCCCAUGCCGACCCUGGAAGGCAGUAUGGACAUGUCCGAGGUCCUGGGCGUCGUCACGCCGGAGGAGAUCCACUCACCCUCAGCGCGGAGCAACUACUCGCACAUGUCGCACGCCUCCAUCGGCGGCGGCGGCGAAUCCACCAACUGCCACGGCCUUCCCACGCACCCCGGCUCCCCGGCCAAGAGCGUCGCCAGCCACUACACGCACCAGCCUGGGACGCCGCCAGGCCUGUCGGCGGCGUCGUCCAGCUCGCCGCCCGCGACGACGGACGCGGCCCACCACCACCACCACCACCGCUUCUUCAACCUGGACCCCAACUCGAGCGGCCUCUCGGACGACGCGUCCAUGGGGCUCGGUGGAGGCAUGGGCGGCGGCGGCGGCGGCGGGGGCGGCAUGUCCGGCAUGUCGCUCGAGGACGACAUGCUGCUGUUCGCCAGCGAGGGCGGGCUCGUCCAGCUGGAUCGCGACAUGAUGCUCGGGGCCAAGUUCGACGACGAUUACGACGCCGUUGCCAUGUUCACUAACAGUGACGACGUCUUCUUCGGCAGUGCCUGAGAGUUCGUGAUCCUCGAUU
Phialemonium atrogriseum is the source of this 2965-nucleotide messenger RNA. RefSeq lists its product as uncharacterized. The record is from RefSeq and is a predicted model, not a curated record. The coding region runs from base 220 to 2946 and encodes 908 amino acids. The transcript is spliced from 2 exons. NCBI's taxonomy places the organism in Eukaryota, Fungi, Ascomycota, Sordariomycetes, Cephalothecales, Cephalothecaceae.